AGCUUCACAGCAGGGAGAAGCCCUACAAGUGCUUGGAGUAUGGGAAGAGCUUCAGCCGGCGCUCCAACCUGAUCCGCCACCAGUGGACCCACACUGGGGAAUGGCCCUACGAGUGUGGGGAAUGUGGGAAGGGCUUCAGCUGCAGUUCGAGUCUGAUUGUCCACCAGCACAUCCACACUGGGGAGAGGCCCUGUGAGUGUGGGGAAUGUGGGAAGACCUUCAGUCAGAGCUCCCACCUCAUCUCCCACCAGCGGAUCCACACUGGGAAGAGGCCCUAUGAGUGUUCUGAGUGUGGAAAGAGGUUUCAGACCAGGUCCAAUCUCCUCCUGCACCAGCGGAUUCACAGGGAUGAGAGGCCCUUCCGCUGCCCUGAAUGCGGGAAGGGCUUCAAACGCAACUCUCACCUCAUCAGGCACCAGCGCAUCCACACUGGGGAGAGGCCCUACGAGUGUUCCCAGUGUGGGAAGAGCUUCUCCACAAGCUCUGACUUGACCCGACACCAACGGAGGCACCAGUAAGGGAAGUUCCAUGAGUGCCCUGACUGCAGCAAAUGCUUCGUCCGCUGCUCCAACUUCAUCCUCCAUCACAGGACCCAGUUUGGGAAGAGCCCUGGUGACCCACAUUCCCAGUGAUCCACAUUGGGAAGACACCUGUCCCUUUCUCUGCCCCUGGGACUGACGUUAGCUGGGAUGGAAGAACAUGAGGGUCUGGCCAUGCCCCUGUCAUUAUAUCUGAUCCCAUCUCAGGUCAUUGCCAGCGACAGGGAAAGGGACUCUUUCCUCUCUCCUAAGGGAAGAAGGAUGUUCUUUCUGGGCAGGAAAAAAUACAUGAUCAGGAGGAGCCCAUGGGUGCUGUGGGAGUUUUGCAUGUAAAAUGUUUGUUUGAGUUAUCCCUUCUUUUAUCAACAUUGUUGCUGUUCCUGUUGGUUCCUUAUCUCGUUGCUGCUCCCAGUAAAU
Malurus melanocephalus (red-backed fairy wren) is the source of this 956-nucleotide messenger RNA. RefSeq names its product zinc finger protein 3-like. NCBI's taxonomy places the organism in Eukaryota, Metazoa, Chordata, Aves, Passeriformes, Maluridae. The transcript has a single exon. The record is from RefSeq and is a predicted model, not a curated record. Gene Ontology annotation, molecular function: RNA polymerase II cis-regulatory region sequence-specific DNA binding; DNA-binding transcription factor activity. The annotation marks the transcript as partial. Gene Ontology annotation, biological process: regulation of transcription by RNA polymerase II.